Messenger RNA from Crotalus tigris (Tiger rattlesnake), 7371 nucleotides. It is a transcript of the gene MAN1A1, whose product is annotated as mannosidase alpha class 1A member 1. The transcript is spliced from 12 exons. Gene Ontology annotation, cellular component: Golgi membrane; extracellular exosome; endoplasmic reticulum. Gene Ontology annotation, molecular function: calcium ion binding; mannosyl-oligosaccharide 1,2-alpha-mannosidase activity. The record is from RefSeq and is a predicted model, not a curated record. Lineage: Eukaryota; Metazoa; Chordata; Lepidosauria; Squamata; Viperidae. Gene Ontology annotation, biological process: carbohydrate metabolic process; N-glycan processing. The coding region runs from base 641 to 2614 and encodes 657 amino acids.
GGGGCCUCGCCUUCUUUCCUCUGAGCUCUCUCGGGUGGUGCCCUGCUGCUCUCAGUUCCGCACUCCGUGACCGGGCAAGCGAUUGUUCUGGUUGGCACGGGUUAGGCGGUGCCUCGGCGGGAGCAAAGGUGCUCCUUUCCUACGGUCGAGCGCCCCGGGGCGCCUCUGGGGACCGCCUGCCCCUCCUCUCGUCGGGGACCUGACAGCCAGCAUUGGAGGCGCCAGCAUGGCCAGUCCUAGAGAGAGCAACGGCGGCGGCAGCAGUAGCCGCCCGAGGAGCUGACGAGAGUUUGCCCUCCAUCACCCGUUCGCCGUCGGCCGCUUAACCACGGGUCGCCAUCGCCUGCCUCCAUUCAGCCCAGAGCUCCAGCCGAGCGGGAGUCGUGUUUUUGCGAAGAGGCGGCGGCCGUGGCGGCGGCAAGGGAUUCGAGAAAACUUCCUGUCGCUGGGAAAGGACGACGAAGUUGCCCCCGGCAGCGGCUGCCCGAGACGACGGGCACGGGCUAGUCCCGCUCCUAGCCCGCUCUGAGUGAGGCGGCGGCGGGGGCGGCUGCCGCAGGGGAGCCUUGCAAACGGGCCGCCCCGCGGUUGUCCCGCGGCCGUCGUCCUCCUCUAGCCGGAACUUAUCAGCGGGGCUGUCAUGCCAGCCGUCAGCCUGCUGCCGCUCUUCGGUAGCCCCGCGAGCCCGGGCGCUUUGGGGGGCUCCUUAGGCGGGGGGGCCUUGGGGGGCCCCGGAGGGCGAAAGGUGCCCGGCCCCAGCGGUGCGUUCCGGCUGACGGAAAAGUUCGUGCUGCUGUUGGUCUUCAGCGCCUUCAUCACGCUUUGCUUCGGGGCCAUCUUCUUCCUGCCGGACUCCCCCAAACUGUUCAGCAACGUCUUCUUCCACUCGACCUCUCUCCAGCAGCCGCCGCCGGGGCCGCCCGCCCAGGGCGAUGCGCACCUCCCGCCGCCGGCGGGUGCGGGGAGUAGCAGCAGUUUCGGGGCUGGCGCGGCGGAGGAAGCGGCGGAGAACUUGGCCAAGAUCCGCGAGGAUCAUGAGCGCGCUUUGCGAGAGGCGAAAGAGACGCUGCAAAAGCUGCCCGACGAGAUCCGCAGGGAGAUCCACCAGGACAAGCUGAAGCUUCUCCUGCAGGACAAGUUGGGCAGGGGAGAGACGGGGGCUCCCGGGUUGCCCGACCUGCCUUUCCGCAAACCUAUCGGGGCCGUAGGAACUGAACCCAGCGAUCCCGCCGUCCAGCAGAAAAGAGAAAAGAUCAGAGAGAUGAUGAAACAUGCCUGGGAUAAUUACAAACAUUAUGCCUGGGGAUUAAAUGAACUGAAACCCAUCUCAAAACAAGGACACUCGAGCAAUUUAUUUGGUAAUAUUCAAGGAGCAACUAUCGUUGAUGCCUUAGAUACACUGUAUAUCAUGGAAAUGAAGGAAGAAUUCAAAGAAGCCAAAGAGUGGGUAGAAAAGAAUCUUAAUUUCAACGUGAACGCAGAAAUCUCAGUUUUUGAAGUAAACAUCCGUUUUGUUGGAGGAUUACUUUCAGCAUACUAUCUUUCUGGCGAAGAGAUAUUCCGAAAAAAAGCAGUAGAAUUAGGAGAGAAGUUGCUUCCAGCUUUUAAUACCCCCACAGGAAUCCCUUGGGCAUUAUUAAAUAUCAAAAGUGGCAUUGGUCGAAACUGGCCCUGGGCUUCAGGUGGAAGCAGUAUUUUGGCAGAAUUUGGAACACUUCAUUUGGAGUUCAUACAUUUAAGCUAUUUAUCUGGAAAUCCGCUGUUUGCUGAAAAGGUUAUGAACAUUCGAAAAGUGUUAAAUAGAUUAGAUAAACCAGAAGGACUUUAUCCUAAUUAUUUAAACCCCAACAGUGGUCAAUGGGGCCAGCAUCAUGUCUCUGUUGGAGGACUUGGGGAUAGUUUUUAUGAAUAUUUGCUGAAAGCAUGGUUGAUGUCUGAUAAGGCAGAUGAAGAAGCCAAGCAAAUGUAUUAUAACGCUGUUCAGUCCAUAGAAACCCAUCUAAUCAGGAAAUCCAGCAAUGGUUUAAUGUACAUUGCUGAGUGGAAAGGUGGCCUCCUUGAACACAAAAUGGGUCAUCUUACUUGUUUUGCUGGAGGGAUGUUUGUUCUGGGUGCAGAUGGAGCACCAGCUGAUCAAACUGAACAUCACAUUGAACUUGGAGCUGAAAUUGCCCGCACAUGUCAUGAAUCUUAUGAUCGUACAGGUAUGAAAUUGGGGCCAGAAGCUUUCCGAUUUGAUGGUGGAGUUGAGGCAAUUGCUACCAGACAGAAUGAAAAAUAUUAUAUCUUACGACCUGAAGUUAUAGAAACCUAUAUGUAUAUGUGGCGAUUCACUCAUGAUCCCAAAUACCGGCAGUGGGGUUGGGAAGCUGUAGAGGCAUUGGAAAAAUAUUGCAGAGUAGAUGGUGGCUAUUCUGGCCUGAGGGAUGUUUACAGCAAUCGUAAAAGCCAUGAUGACGUACAACAGAGUUUCUUCCUUUCAGAAACGCUCAAGUAUUUAUAUUUAUUAUUCUCUGAAGAUGAUAUUCUUCCAUUUGAACAUUGGGUCUUUAAUACAGAGGCUCACCCUUUCCCAAUUAUUAAAAGAGAAAAAGAGGAAAAAGAAAGCAAAUAAAGCUGUUUUGAAUUUUCUUUGGGUAUAUUAUAUGGCUGUUAAUGUUCUAGCUGGCAUUUUUUUAGUUUUAAAUCAGGUUCUGUUUCAUGUUUUGUUUGUUUUUUGCAGUCUGCUAUCAACCUGGCAAUUUUUCUCAAGGGACCUAAUAUUAUUAAUUUUAAUUAUUAAUAUUUAUGUUUUCCCAGCAUGUCACAUGUCAUCUCUAGAUUUUGUUGACCAUCAGUAUAAUAAGUAUUUGGUCAAACAGAAUACAGAAUUCAUUGUGUUACUUACUUUUUACUUUAUGUUUAGACUGCAAAAUUGUUUUCUCCUCUGUGAGGAGAUGUCUGCUUUAAGCUGUAAUACUUUGCUAUGUUGCAAAAAGCCAUAAAGAAUUAAGUAUGAAGAGCUUUUUUCUUUUUAAAUCUGCUCCAGUGGGAUUUGUCUGAACAGUGGAGACAAAUCUAACUGUGACAGCCUUAUGCGGGUCUAUCAUUAAUUGGUAAUCAGAAUACUUAGAAAGAUAUACUAUUCAUAUAAACCAGAUAUUGUUUUAUCUUAUCUGUAUAUACCAUUACAUUGAACUGUGGCUUGUCUUAGAAGCCUGGAUUAUGAAUUCUUUUUCACUUAUUUGCAUAUCAAGCCUAACCACAGAUAAUUUUGGAGCCCAUCUAUUUCUUUGUCUCUGAAUUUGUUUCAUAAACAACUGUGAAAUUGGGUUGGUUUUUGGACAUGGUUUCACAGACACCCUUUGAAACUGCACAGUUCUCAAAGCCUGUCUUGGUGAAAAUAGAGUUUCAGCAGUAUUUUCAACGAAAGGAAAAAUCUGUUUCCUGUAAAACUUUAGUUGUUAUGCAAGAUGAACUAAUCUAUUGUGUGAUAUCCUUUUUGUGCUUUGAAAUUUAUCCUAUUUAGUCCAAUUCUGCGAGUCUGUUAUUGCUAUUUCCAACAUUCCAUUAACUUCAUCUUCCACUUGACAGACAUUGGGCACAAUGAUGUGGAAAGAGGAGGAUAAUAUACCUCAGCGGUACCAUGUUUUAGAAGUUCACACUGUGGCUCUAAUUCUCUUUUGAAAGAAUUGACCACAGUACUUUAAUGCUUUACUGCAGGGGGCAGGGGAACCUAAACUGUUCCCUAGUUUAUCAAAGUGAUAAUGUUGACUGAUUUAGUUUAGUUUAGUUUAGUUUUGGAAUGAUCCUUUUUCCUGUUUACAUUUGGGAUGCUUCUGUAAAUAUUAUAGUUUUAAUAAGCAACAUUAAAAAAUGUGAGUAGGGAUUGAUUUUAUAUGAUACGUCAUGUUUAGCAGCCUUCAUGUAACAAAGCAAAAUUUUGUUGAAAAGAAAGCUGGGAAUUGGUGUACAACAGAAGGGAACCUGUUGUGGUAGCCUUUCUUCAUUAUGUAGCUUUUAAAACUGAAUUUUGGCUACCCUCUAGCCCUAAAAGUUUCAUUGCAGUCCUAAAAAUUGUAUUUACUAUACCGUGACACAGCCUCCUAUCUGGACACUCAAAUUAGUGCAAGCACGUUUAUGCUGUCAAAUUUAGCUAUCUAAGUUUUGAACCAAGGUAAGAUGAAACAUUGCAUAAACUUACUCCCUGAUCCACAGACAACCUGAUGAUACAUAACAUUGUGAGUGUCUGCACUGAGGUGAGGCUUUUCAGAACUUGCUACGUUCUCAGUACAAAUCAUUUCCUCUGCAGUAUGGCUUAGUCAUGCUAGAGUGCUGCUGCAACAUCACAUCUCUAUUUAUGAAGCCUAUGGAUGAUCAUAUUGUGCUAGGUUCUAGGCUUGGCUAUAAUGAUGAUCUGGUAGUCUGAAUAGGGAGAACCAGAAGCAAUAAUUCCCUUUCAUGCUCCUGCCCUCCCAAUUUUACCUGAAUCUUUUUCUGUGUCUCUCUGUCCUAGUUUGCAUAUUAAAUUUCACACACCGUCCAAAUCUUAAAAACUAUUCUGAAAAUCAAACAUGGCAACUAAAAAAAAUCAGCAAGUAAAAUAAUUGGAGGAACAAGGACAUUCAUGUAUAUUUGGAACAGGACUGUUACAGCUAGCAAACCAUUAUUAAGACAUUUUUGUAAAAAAUGAUGUCAUUUCUCGAUUAUAUAGAAUACUACUAACACGCUUAUAAUUUUGAGUAUCAAACUGCUUCUCAUUUGUUAGGCUCUUGUAUUUUCUGUUUGGUUCUUCACAUUAAGUUUUUUAAAUGCUGAUUUACAGAAAAGCAAAUACAAUUUCUGUUAUGGAACAUUGGGAGAAAUUAAUUUCUGCUUUAUUUUUAGAUUCAAUGCCAAUAUGUAUGACUUGGGGGAAAAAUACAAAUUACAUCACAACCCAUUUUUACAUAGGGACAGUUGAUUUUCUUGCCAUAAUAAUGGAAUAAGUAGUAAGGUUUCUUCUGGGUUACAGCAAGUAUUAUAUUACAGAUGUAACAUAAAAUUAAUUACCAAAUAACAUUAACCUGUUUUAUCAGCAAAGAAAGAUAGCUUCUGUAGCUGCUCAGCAUGUUAACUAGUAAGACAUAUAUGCAGUAUAUAAAUACACAGAGUGAGAAUCAAACUAUAUACUGCUGUACAGGAUUUAUUAUUAAUAUUAUUCAUCCUGUUACAAAUCUACUGGUAUUGAUUGACCAAAAUACUUUUAAAGUCAAUGCACUUUCUGAAAGUAAGUGUAGAAGGGCAGCAAUCAUUUGUGUAGCUAAUAAUGUGCAAUAUUAUCGGUUCAGAGGCAUCACAUUUUUUAAAAUAAAAAUUAUGUAGCAGUUUUAAUGUAAGAAAGUACAGUUGAUUUCUAGUUCUUAACCUUUAUUUUUCCAAUUAAAGUGCCAUUUUUACUUUCUUUGGGAGCCACCAUUGAUGGCAAAAGUCUGUUACAACCUCAAACCUUGAAAUCCUUUUCAUAAAACACACUGUAAGUUAUUAUUCCUCCUUAUGACGCUGUGCACUGCCAUGACUUGCCUUGCAUCAUCCAACAGAUGAUAGUUAAGUUCUUUUAGUCCUGUUCAAGAGCUUUUGAAAAACACAUUUUGUUAAAACUUUUUAAUUUCCUAAGAAUAAACUCAUAAAACCAGAAAUGGUUACCUGAUAUGACUAUCUCUGAUGCAGUACUUCAUGCUUGUUUUGUCAGUUGUUUUCCAAGACUCUACUUUUGGUAGGACCAUCAAUAGUCCUUUAUUGUUUAUCUUCCACCUACAGUAUAUCAUGAACAUAUCAUGUAUCAUAUCAUAUCCUCACUGUUAUAUUUACGUGAAGAUAUUUGGAAUAGCAAAUAAUUUGUUCCCCCUUUUUAAGGCUGUAAUCCAAGGGUUUGCUUUUUUGUUGUUCUUGUGGGAUUUUUUUUUUUUUUUUUUUUGGUUAAUAUAAGUGUUCCAAGACUAUAUAUUAUUGGACUCAAAUAUCUUUCACAGAAAUGCUGUGUUAGGUAUCCAACAAUCCACUUCCAAUACUAUACCAGCUUGCUCCCCAAAAUGUGCCAGUUUAAAAAAAAUAAAUACAAGGGAAUUAUUUCAUUUAUUCUCUCUAAUCAUUAUAUUUAAUUUGUGAAGCUGAUAUUGGCUCAUAUGUGGCAUUUCCCCUCCUCUCUUUUCGCUGCCACUCCAGCAAAUACUGCAUCUGGGUGCCAUUUGGGGUAAAUUGAACUCUGACUUGCUCACAUGUAACCUUAAGGUAUAAUAGUCUGAUUUCAAGUUCCCAUAUUGUGUGAACUUAGCCAUUGUGAUUUAUUUAAUAAAUCAUAGGCCAGUGACCCAUGGCUUAAUGUCUGUGAAGUUAAUAUUUUCUUGUAGUCAUCUCUGUCUGCUUCUAUAAAUCAAAUGAAAAAUGAUUUUAAAAAUUAUGCCCAACCCCCUUUCCAUUCUUUAGAGGCAAUUGCGCAUAAUCUCCUCAAACGUUUUUGAGGAGUCCUCAAAACGUUUUCGAGGAGUCCUCAAGUGUUUUUAUCAAUUUCAUAUUUCUUUUUAAAGAGAGUUGUAAUUUUCUCAUGGGGGUUAUUAUUUAAAAGAGCACAAAGUUUCUAUAGUUCUAUAACUUAGAGGUAAUCAGGUUAUAUGUACAAGCUGCACUAAUGUAUCUUUUUUGUAAAGUGAUGUAAGUAGACAAGAAGAUUGUAUGUCCCUUAGAAUUGCUAACUAUAAAAGAAACAUUGUUUUAUAUCUUCAAAACGGCAAAGUCGAGUUUUACAGAAAACUGCCAAAGUAUAACGUUUCAGAUUGAUUGCCAUUUUAAAAGUUAUUGCUAAAACCCUGAAAUUAUUUACAAUGGUGUGAAUAGCUUCAGAUUAUUUUUUUUAGAAUUUACUAGCAACGUCACACAAGCAACUUUGGGAUUCUCUUUUAUCCUUCCAGAAAUGACUGAAUUAAUGCUGAUCACUGUGUAUAUAGUUUAACAAUAAAGUAACUCUAUUUUUUUUAAGUGUCUUUUCCAGAUUAGACAGCGUCUAAAUUUCCAUUGCUUUUUAGCAAAAAAGCUAAAUCAGCCACAUUGAUAUGCACAGUGUGGCUGUUCAAAUACUUAAUAUACAAAACCCUGGAAUUUCUUAAUUUAAGUGCUAUGUGUGUUGUAUGACAGCUUUGUAAUCCCAAAUGACACUUCGUUGGUAAAGUGAACUGAUCAUGCAGUCAUUUUGUUAUAAUGUUUUUGUUUGUGCAUAUUCCACUUAGUCUUUUUCCACCUUUAUAGAAAUAACUGGUUACAAGAGAUCAAAAUGCUUAAUUUUUAAGAACUAUAUUUGUAAAAAAAAAAUCAAUUGUGAAUAAAGUCUUUUAAUAAAUGCUUUCAUUUGGCAAUGUG